CGCUGCCCUCGUGUGACGUCAUCAGUCCGUGACGUGCCAGGAGAGCCCAGCUGGGUGGGAGGGGGAGGAAGGAGCUGUCACUGCGGGCCGACCUGCAAUUCGCCGCAUGCUGCCAGGAUGAGUAACAGCCACCCUCUGCGACCAUACACCACCAUCGGAGAAAUUGACCACGUGCACAUAUUAUCGGAGAAUGUUGGCGCGCUGAUAAAUGGUGAAGAAUACAGCGAUGUUACCUUUAUUGUGGAAAAGAAGACAUUUUCGGCUCACAGAGUCAUUCUGGCGGCCAGGUGUCAGUAUUUCAGAGCGCUGUUAUACGGAGGGAUGCGGGAAUCUCAGCCUGAGGCAGAAAUCGUCCUGCAGGACACCAGUUCAGAGUCCUUCUCCAUGCUGAUAAAAUACAUCUACACCGGGCGAGCCACUCUUCGAGAUGAACGUGAGGAUAUCAUCCUGGACUUUCUCAGCUUAGCUCAUAGAUAUGGCUUCCCAGAGCUCGAGGACUCCACGUCGGAGUAUCUUUGCACCAUUCUCAAGAUUCAGAACGUGUGUAUGAUCUAUGACGUGGCAAACCUGUACUCGCUGUCCAAGCUGACCAACACCUGCUGUAUGUUCAUGGACCGUAAUGCACAGGAAGUCAUCACCAGCGAGGGCUUCCUGUCACUGUCCAAGAGUGCACUCUUGGAUAUCGUACGGAGGGAUUCCUUUGCUGCUCCUGAGAAGGACAUUUUUCAGGCUCUAAUGCGGUGGAGCAAACACAAUCCAAAGGAGAAUCAUACUGAAAUAAUGGAUGCCGUGCGCCUACCUCUGAUGAGUCUCACAGAGCUCCUAAAUGUGGUGAGACCCUCUACUCUGCUCUCCCCAGACUCAAUCUUGGACGCCAUCAAAGUGCGCUCAGAAAGUCGAGACAUGGACCUAAAUUACAGAGGAAUGCUAAUCCCUGAGGAGAAUCUUGCCACUAUGAAAUACGGCGCGCAAGUGGUUAAAGGAGAACUGAAAUCCGCCCUAUUGGAUGGAGACACACAGAAUUAUGACCUAGAUCACGGCUUUUCUCGGCAUCCAAUCGAGGACGACUGUCGCUCCGGCAUUGAAGUAAAGCUUGGUCAGCCCUCAAUUAUCAAUCACGUCCGUCUCCUCUUAUGGGACCGCGACAGCCGAUCUUACUCGUACUACAUUGAGGUAUCCAUGGAUGAACUGGAUUGGAUCCGUGUCAUUGAUCACUCGCAGUUCCUGUGCAGGUCCUGGCAGAAGCUAUAUUUCCCAGCUCGUGUCUGCAGGUACGUUCGAAUCGUGGGGACGCAUAACACGGUCAAUAAGGUUUUCCAUCUCGUGGCGUUCGAAUGCAUGUUCACCAGCAAGUCAUUUACACUGGAGAAAGGCUUAUUGGUUCCCACAGACAAUGUUGCUACCAUCUCUGAAUGUGCCAGCGUGAUCGAGGGAGUCAGCCGAUGUCGGAAUGCCUUGCUGAACGGGGACACCAAGAAUUACGACUGGGAUUCUGGAUACACGUGUCACCAGCUGGGCAGCGGUGCCAUUGUCGUCCAGCUCGCUCAGCCCUACAUGAUCGGAUCGAUCCGAUUGCUGUUGUGGGAUUGCGAUGAUCGUAGUUACAGUUACUAUGUUGAAGUUUCCACCAAUCAGCAGCAGUGGACGAUGGUGGCGGAUCGGACGAAGGUUCCUUGCAGGUCAUGGCAGACGAUUUCAUUUGACCGACAGCCGAUGUGUUUCAUCCGGAUAGUGGGAACGCACAACACAGCCAAUGAGGUUUUUCACUGCGUUCACUUUGAGUGCCCAGCACAGAUUGUCACGCACAAGGACGAUGGUAAUGAAGAAAGUACUUCUUCGGAUCAGAAUCAUUCAGCACCACAAGGGCUAUCGAUAGGUCUCCGAGCCUCGAAUGGCGGCUCCUUACAAUUAUUGACUGACCAGAACGGCCGAGGCCAGGGUCAGCAGCAGCAAUAAAGCAGAGUAUAUGAAGAAUCUAAUGUGGAAUGUCGGGAAAGUAUGUCUCAUUUCCAUUCACGCCGAACAUUCUGAUUUGUAUCCAUUCAGCAUUAACACUGGAAGCUUGUUCCAAGGGCAUCAUUCCCUUCUAUUUGUGAAAACGAGAUCAAAGCAUGUGGGAGAGAAAAUGGGUCUUCAAUCCUCAUCAAGGAAGCCAUUAGUACACAGCCUCCAUGGUGGAAACAUGUCAAGAGGGCUAUCAUUACGUAAUUGGUCGGAUGGCUGCUGAAACGCAAGCUGUGGCUCUGCAGAGGAACCAGACUAAUUGAGGAAUUUAUUGCUUUCUGACAACCUGAAGUAGAUUUAUUACUAAUAUAUUGUGAUUAUUGAUUGGAAGGCUCUGAAUAGCUCACAGUUAUUGUUUGUUUUUCUUUGUGUUUGGGACAAUCGGUACAGAGAUGCAGAUACCCUCGCUGUCUCUAUGUAUUCAUCAUGCAGUCAUCUGAGACUUCUGAUCUCCUGGCCGAUGUUGAGAUAUGAUGAAAGGCUGCAAUGAUGCUAGAUUACUAUAUAGAAGAUAAUUCUGUCCAUGGAAAUCGCAGCCCUGUGCCAUGAAUGACCGCGUGUUGGCUGUCUGAGUGAAUGUAUAGAGGAUAUUAUUUGCCAAUGUGCUCCGACAUGAAGAAACUUGCAAUGUUUUGCACUUUAGUUAAAUUUAAUCCCCUCAGCUCCCACAGGGGCCAACAACAAAUACUGUAAACAAGUACUGUCAGGAACAGAAUUAAAAGUAUAGUCUAUUCACUAA
Messenger RNA from Pelobates fuscus (common spadefoot toad), 2743 nucleotides. RefSeq names its product BTB domain containing 9 (gene BTBD9). Gene Ontology annotation, cellular component: cytoplasm. Lineage: Eukaryota; Metazoa; Chordata; Amphibia; Anura; Pelobatidae. The coding region runs from base 118 to 1956 and encodes 612 amino acids. Gene Ontology annotation, biological process: circadian behavior; modulation of chemical synaptic transmission; adult locomotory behavior. The record is from RefSeq and is a predicted model, not a curated record. The transcript is spliced from 11 exons. Gene Ontology annotation, molecular function: protein binding.